CACACACACACAACCUUCGUGUUCAUAUAUUCUUUCUCCGAGACGACUGUAAGAUCUCCUAUUAGCCCAUCGUUCGGGCCGUCUUUAAGGACAUCCAUGAUCAUACGAAGCAUUGGUACCAUCAUAACUAAGGACAUCUAUGUGUACAAUGCUGCAAAGCAAUGAGACCGAAGACUCAGUUCUGUAAUUUAAAGAUAGACAACCAACAACAGCACGAUACAUUACGACACCAUCAAGCAGUUUACAGUUAGCAGUUUCUGCCCGAAAUCGUAGCUGUAAUAUUAUAGUAAAAUCUUUAUUUUGUUCUAUUGUACCUUGUAGCGAGGAUUCUGCUGGGAUUGAAGCUGCAGAUAUCGCGUGGGACGUGUCUGAUUGAUCUCUGUGCGGUGUAGUCUCCCCUCCGAAGACCACGGAUUACCUCUGUUCGCGGAUAAAUGGAUAUGGAAUAAUAAUAGAAACCCGUCGACGAGAUGACCAGGCGCUGAACCGCGGUGCUGCAUAAACUCUAACUUUUCUGGGGGGGUUGGCAGUUUCGCUUUGAAAUGGAUGAGUUUCAUCCGUUCAUCGAGGCCCUACUGCCGCAUGUGCGUGCCUUUGCCUACACCUGGUUCAACCUGCAGGCGCGCAAACGCAAGUACUUCAAGAAGCACGAGAAGAGGAUGACCAAGGAGGAAGAGCGGGCAGUGAAGGACGAGCUGCUGGGAGAGAAACCCGAGGUCAAGCAGAAGUGGGCAUCGCGGCUGCUGGCCAAACUCCGCAAGGACAUCCGGCCCGAGUGCCGCGAGGACUUUGUGCUGUCCAUCACGGGGAAGAAGCCCCCCUGCUGCGUCCUUUCCAACCCUGACCAGAAGGGCAAGAUGAGGAGGAUCGACUGCCUGCGUCAGGCCGACAAGGUGUGGAGGCUGGACCUGGUCAUGGUCAUCCUGUUCAAGGGCAUCCCGCUGGAGAGCACGGACGGAGAGCGCCUGGUCAAGGCUGGGCCAUGCAACAACCCCAUCCUCUGUGUCCAGCCACACCACAUCAGCGUCUCGGUCAAGGAGUUGGACCUCUACCUGGCCUACUUCGUACAGGAGAGAGAGUCAGAGCAGAGCAGUAGCCCACGCACAGGUAUUGGGUCAGAUCAGGAGGAUAGCCGAGCUGCCACCAUGGAUGCUCCUGAGUUUCAGGAAAGCUUUGUGACGUCAGGAGUUUUUAAUGUAACAGAGCUGGUGCAAGUGUCCAGAACUCCGGUGGUGACGGGGGCAGGCCCUAACUUUUCUCUGGGAGAGCUGCAGGGGCACCUGGCCUAUGACCUUAACCCCUCAGGGGUGGGCAUGAGGAGAACCCUGCCCAGCACCUCCUCCAGCGGGAGUAAGAGGCACAAGUCAGGCUCCAUGGAGGAUGAUGUGGACACCAGUCCUGGGGGGGAGUACUACACCUCUCCCAACUCCCCGGCUAGCAGCUCCCGCACCUGGCAAGAGGAUCUGGAAGGAGGCAUGUCCCCUGGAGUAAAGAAGACAGAGAUGGACAGCCCGUCUCCUCAGGAGAGCUCCCCACGUCUCGGCUUCACACAGCACCACCGGCCCGUCAUCGCAGUGCACAGUGGGAUUUCUCGGAGUCCGCACCCCUCCUCGUCUUUGCACUUCCCCACCACCUCCAUCCUGCCCCAGUCCACCUCCUACUUCCCCCACACCGCCAUCCGCUACCCGCCACACCUCAGCUCCCAAGACCCGCUGAAGGACCUGGUCUCCCUGGCCUGUGACCCGUCCAACCAGCAGCCCAGCCCACUGAACGGCAGUGGUCAAGUGAAGGUGCCCAGUCACUACAUCUCCUCCCAGAUGCUGGCGCCUCCUCCGCCCCCUGGAAUGCCUCGACUGACGCUGCCCUCCGACUCCAAGUCCAGCACCACCACCUCGGACGGGGGAGCCAACUCCCCCACGUCACCCAGUAAGUGGGCCGCUGCAUACUCAGCUCCUGGGACGCCCCCUGCCAACCGCUCCUUUGUAGGGAUCGGACCUCGAGACCCUGGCGCACUCUACCAGGCACAGUCCUGGUACCUGGGGAACUAAACAACACAAGGAUAAGCGAAAGGGGCAGGGACACAUGGAUUUGUGAUUCAACACUUUUUGUGGAAUUUAGAAAAUUGCAAAUGAGAUGCAAGAGGGAAAGUGUAUAUAUAUAAAUAUAUAUAUGUGCAUAUAUAUUUAUGUAUAUCAACAUAAAAGAUGCUUCAACACACCUUUUUGGAAUGCAAGACAGAGGCCGAGAGAGCAACGCCAAGGAAAGAAAGAGAAAAAGUUUGCGCAGCCAAAAUGAACGGUGGGGCAAAGACAUGACCCCAUGAACCUCCCCCCUGCCUCCAGGAUAGUGCCCCUCCUCUUCAACACCCCUCUGCUACAGGUGCUGCUUCCUCAUAUAUGCAAAAUAAGUAUCCUUUAUUUUCUCAAUCAACAAGAAAGAGAAGAAUCCAGAUCCAGUCAUUAUACUUUUCCACACUUCUUCGGAGACGGUAAAAAACAACUCUUUGAAAGUAGUUAGGGGAGGCUGGUCACGCAUGGUCAAUAACCUCCCUUUACCCACGAAAAGUCUACUUUUCAUCCAGUUUUAUUGACAAUCCUGUAUCUGUGUCAGUUACUUUGUUUAAAGAGUGGGGUAUUUUUAAGAUUUCAUUUAACACAGCCCAUUUGUCAUGUUUAAAAGUGUCUUCUAUGAGGCACAGUGAUAUGCACACACAAUCAAAAGGAUCAGUCUUUAGAGCAGUAGAGAGCAUCGUAAAAAGACAGGUACUGUAACAGGUGUGUUAGUUUUCACAAUAACUGAGACGCCCUUUUGUGCCUGUCAACUGUUGUCUGUUUGUUUAGACAUUUGUUUGUGUUUGCAUACGAUUCAAACAUAAUGAAACCUCCUCUUCCUAUCCUUGCCCCACUCUUUAGUUAAUAUUGCAUAACGUUUGUAUUAAUGUAGAUAACAGGGGUUUAUUCUGCAUAGUGACAAAGGGAGUACAAAAAUAGUAAUGUCACUAUUGAGACAGUAUUGGGUGUAGAGGGGAGAGUUUUUCUUUUUUGUGUAUUUAGUUUAAAUUGCAUUGGACAUUACAGGCAUUGCACUACUAAAAUGUAAAUGUUUCCUUUUUAGCAGCUAUCCCUUGGCCUAAUCAUAUGAAAUGUUGCAAGUCAGAGGUAGGUUUUAGGAUUAUGUUGUAGAAACUACUAUGUUGUGUUGCUUUGGUAGCAGGGUACAAGAGUUAUGAGUGUUGGCUUUCUUGAGCUAUCGAUUAGGAUCAGAACAAUCCAGCCCUAUUGUGUUUCAGAUAUUCUAUACUCAUCUAGAGGACGUUUCCUUGUGUAUGUUGAGGUACAGGGAAUCCUGACAGGUUUAGGUAAUCGCACCCUUUUGGAUCUCUUUCUACAUUCUGUGUAUCUAAGUCACACUUUUAUUAUCUUACUCAUGCUGUCUUUAUAUAAUCGAAAACAAAAGCAAUUUAUGAAUCUUUUUUUAAAGCAGAUCACAUACUUUGGAUGAGUCGAGAAGAAUGUGAAUGAUUUGAUCAUUAGAAGCGUGUCUGUAAAGGUAACCAUUGAUUGUGCCACCACCGACCCCAGACCUAAUGGUUGCUAGGCCAACGGCACUGCAUGUAUCCAUGUGUGCACAUGGCAUGAUUCUGGCUCAUUGAUGACGGGCAACUGACUGACCAGCAGUGUCCAUCACCAGUCUAUUUGUUCAGAAAGUUCUUUACAGGAUUUGUCCUUGUCUCAUUUGCUAAUGCAAUGUUUGUGACAACAGACUUUGUUGCAGCAUGUGUUGGGAUGAAUGCAGAUACAUAUUUAUAAAUUGAAAACAUCAGGGCUUAAGACUCCUCAACCAAGCCCAAACCAUAUAUACAGCCAUGAAAAGUGCCUAAGACAUAGCAAGAGUUCUUUCUACAUUUCUUUGUAUUAUUGUUUUGGUUUGUUUGAAGUACUGCAAACAUUAAUGAGCUCUAGACAGGCAACAGAUGUGGUGGGAGAGAGAGAUGUGAUGCACAGAGGGGGAGAAGUUAUGGAGAGCUCACAGCCCUAACCUGUCGCCAGCCAAAUGCACCUUCCAUGUGUUUUUCUGAGCACAGGCUUCUCAUUGGUUGUCUGCUGGGGACAAGCUAAGAAAAGACACAAGUAUAAAACCCUGCUAUCAGCAAUGACAUAAUUAAACCAACAUAUCAAAGCUAUAUACACACACACACACUGAACAUAAAUGUAAACGCAACAUGUAAAGUGUUUAUGAGCUGAAAUAAAAGAUCCCAGAAAUGUACA
Salvelinus namaycush (lake trout) is the source of this 4268-nucleotide messenger RNA. Its product is annotated as nuclear factor 1 C-type-like. Gene Ontology annotation, molecular function: DNA-binding transcription factor activity, RNA polymerase II-specific; RNA polymerase II cis-regulatory region sequence-specific DNA binding. Lineage: Eukaryota; Metazoa; Chordata; Actinopteri; Salmoniformes; Salmonidae. The transcript is spliced from 11 exons. The record is from RefSeq and is a predicted model, not a curated record. Gene Ontology annotation, cellular component: nucleus. The coding region runs from base 543 to 2048 and encodes 501 amino acids. Gene Ontology annotation, biological process: regulation of transcription by RNA polymerase II.